CCUCCUCCAUUGAUAUCCACUCCUACUACACGUCUGCACCAAUCCAUUAACCAGUGGUAUUUGAUAGCCACUUCUACUACACCAAUCCAUUAACCAUUUCUCAUCCAUCCCUCUCAUCUUUAAUUUCUCCUCCAAUGGCUUCCACCACCAAAGAAAUAGCUUCAGAGCUCCCCAAUCUCAUCAAGCAUUACAAAGAUGGCACAGUCGAACGAUUCUUCGGUUUUCCGUACGUCCCCCCAUCUCUUAACGACCCCCAAACCGGUGCCUCCUCCAAAGACAUCACCAUCUCACACAACCCUUUAGUCUCUGCUCGCCUCUACCUCCCUCGAAACAAAUCUCAAAAACUUCCCAUCUUGGUUUACUUCCACUGCGGCGGCUUUUUCUUAGAAUCGGCCUUCUCGUCCAUCCACCACCGCUACCUCAACCGCCUGGUCUCCGAAGCUCAAGUUCUCGCCGUCUCAGUCGAGUAUAGGCUCGCCCCGGAAAGCCCACUUCCUGCUGCUUAUGAAGAUUGUUGGACCGCUCUUCAAUGGGUUGCUUCUCACUCAAUCCAUCAAGAUGGUACUUCUCACAAAGAGCCCUGGCUAGUCGAUUUCGGGGACUUUGAUAGGCUUUACAUUGGUGGAGAUAGUGCUGGUGGAAAUCUUGCACAUAACAUUGCUAUGAAGGCAGGGGCUGAGAGCUUGAAUGGCGGUGUGAAAGUUUUGGGGGCUAUUCUGUCGCACUCGUAUUUCUGGGGAUCCAAGCCAAUCGGGUCGGAGCCUAAAGGUGAAGACAUUGAGAAGUCUCCACAGUGUCUCUGUUGGAAUUUAGUUUACCCUGGUGCUGAUGGAGGCAUUGACAAUCCAUUGAUUAAUCCGAUGGUUUCGGGUGCUCCGAGUUUGGCCGGGCUUGGGUGCUCUAGAUUGCUUGUUUGUGUUGCAGGCAAGGAUGAGCUGAGGGAUCGAAGUGUCUGGUAUUAUGAUUUGGUGAAGGAAAGUGGGUGGAAAGGAGAAGCGGAGUUGUUUGAAGUGGAAGAAGAGGGGCAUUGUUUCCAUAUCUUGUAUGAGAAAGAGACCGAGAAUGUUGCAAAAAUGAUCGAACGCUUGGCUGCUUUUCUUGUCUAGUAGAUUAUGUUCAUUUGCAUGCUAGUUUUUGGUCAUGUGUUAGUCCGAGAGCAAGAUGCUAAAGAUGAUAUAUCUCUCAGUUGUCUAUUGAUAUAUAUUAAGUAAUAAAUAACUCAAUGAGUUUCUCUAUCUA
This is a messenger RNA of Rosa chinensis, 1239 nucleotides long. Its product is annotated as 2-hydroxyisoflavanone dehydratase. Gene Ontology annotation, molecular function: hydrolase activity. The record is from RefSeq and is a predicted model, not a curated record. The transcript has a single exon. NCBI's taxonomy places the organism in Eukaryota, Viridiplantae, Streptophyta, Magnoliopsida, Rosales, Rosaceae. Bases 135 to 1106 code for a protein of 323 amino acids.